Molecule: messenger RNA, 3007 nt
Organism: Entelurus aequoreus (snake pipefish)
Lineage: Eukaryota; Metazoa; Chordata; Actinopteri; Syngnathiformes; Syngnathidae
Gene: pla2g6
Product: phospholipase A2, group VI (cytosolic, calcium-independent)
Exons: 19
Coding region: 16-2580 (854 amino acids)
Biological process (GO): positive regulation of ceramide biosynthetic process; cardiolipin acyl-chain remodeling
Cellular component (GO): mitochondrion
Molecular function (GO): protein binding
Source: RefSeq, a predicted model, not a curated record
ACUUUCUCUCUGUUGAUGGCUGUGAUUGGUUCGAUCCCGACACCCAUCAAGCUUGGUUGCAGUGCGGCGAUUGUUGUUGGCGUCGCUGCUGUCAGAAGUCAGACAUCACCGCUCAGCGUUGCAAUGCAGUUCCUGGGGCGUCUUUUGGACACGGUCUCCUCCGUAUCGACCCUCUUCAGCAACCCUUACCGGGUAAGGGACGUGCAGCUGUCCGACUACGGUGGGGGAGGAAAGCUCAAGCUGAGACAGGACGGACGCUUGGUUCUGUAUAAGAACGCCCAGUGCCAAUCAUGGGACUGUGUGCUUACGUGUCCCGACACACCUAUGGGGGCCCUCAGGCUUUUUCAGGUGGGAUCAGAGGAGGACGCCAUGAACUGGUUCCCGCAGUAUGCUCUCAAGCUCCCACCCUUCUACGAGACACUCCCGCCGAUGAAGGCCGAGACAGUGCAGAUGAUCGUGGACUGCCUCCGCAACCACCCAGAGUGGAGCGUCGCUCACAUCGCUGUGGAUACGGGUCUUAGGGAUUGCCUUAAGCAUAACUAUGUCCAGAGUCAGAUCAACACUCGCGAUGCGCUGGGUCAGACGCCGCUGCACCUGGCGUGCGAGCGAAGCGACUUGGCGUGUGUGAAGGAGCUUCUGGAGGAGAGCCAGGCACGCACGGACAUCAGAGACAACCAAGGGGAGACUCCCAUGCACUUUGCCGCCAAGCAUGACUCCCCCGUCAUCGUCCAGGUCCUGUGCUCACGCUUGUGCUCCGGUGUGAACGAGCUCAACAACAACGGGGAGACGCCGCUCCACGUGUCCUGCCGCCUGGGCAGGUUGGAGGCCGUCAAAGCCCUCCUGGGGGGCGGGGCCAAGUGCAACAUCCUGGGUGGCGUCGGCUACCCGAUCCACAGUGCCAUGAAGUACAGUGAGAAGAGCUGUGCAGAGGAGGUCCUAAAAGCGGACCCAGACCAGCUGCAUGCUGAAGACUCUCUGUACGGAGGCACGCCGCUCCACUGGGCUAAAACAGCUGAGAUGUGUCGCAUGCUGCUGGAUAAAGGCUGCACAAUUAACUACCUCAGCAAAACCGGCGAGAGCGCGCUCCACAUUUUGACCAAGAAAGGUCGCUUCGAGGCGGCGAUGGUUCUGCUCACCCACGGCGCCAACGCCAACCUGAAGGGGCAGGACGGAAACACGGCACUGCACCUAGCCAUGAAGAUGGAUCACAUGGAGUUGAUCAAAGCUCUGAUUGUGUUCGGUGCCGAUGUGGAGAUCCACAACGACUUGGGAGAGACGCCGGGACUGAUCGCUGCUCGCACCAGCAAAGGCCCCAAUAGAAAGAUACUGCUGGACAUGCUGUGUAGUGUAGGUGUGCAACGCUGCCAUCCUCCCACUCCUGGCAGCCCUUCCCCGUUCUCCAGCAAAGCCGUAGCGCAGGCGGGCAUAGGUUUUGAGGACAUUAUGCACAUGGGAGCUGCUAUCACAGCAAUGAGCAGAGGCACAUCCCAAGUGGACGGUACCAAGAAAAUGAGAAUUGACAGACUGCUGUGUCUGGAUGGAGGAGGCAUCAAAGGGCUGGUUCUGAUCCAGAUGCUGAUCGCCCUGGAGAAAGAGGCGGGCCGGCCCACGAGAGAGCUGUUCGACUGGGUGGCUGGCACCAGCACAGGUGGAAUCCUGGCCCUGGCUGUAGUCCACGGGAAAUCCAUGGAGUACCUCCGCUGCUUGUACUUCAGGAUGAAGGAGCAGGUGUUCAAAGGGUCUCGACCAUACGAGUCGGCCCCACUGGAGGACUUCCUGAAGAAAGAAUUCGGAGAGAACACCAAAAUGACAGAUGUCCAGUAUCCCAGAGUGAUGGUGACCAGUGUUUUAGCAGACCGCCAUCCGGGAGAGCUCCACAUUUUCAGGAAUUACGACCCGCCCUUCUUACAAAGAGAGUCCCCUUACGCCACCACGGCCACCUUCAAGCCUCUCACCAUUCCGCAAGGAUGGGAGGGUGAGGAUGUGUUGCUAGUAGGAUACACAGUGGAGUCUGCCAGUAAACGUAGGAAGCUGACUGAUGAAGAGCAACUUGUGUGGCGAGCUGCCCGGUCCAGUGGCGCCGCUCCCACCUACUUCCGCCCAAUGGGACGCUUCCUUGAUGGCGGGCUGUUGGCCAACAACCCCACGCUAGAUGCCAUGUCAGAGAUCCAUCAGUAUUACAAAGUUCUCAAAGCAGAGGGCCACGGAGUUGAAAUCAAGAAGCUUGGUCUCGUUGUUUCCCUUGGCACUGGUAAGCCUCCCCAGGUGGCGGUAAGUUCCGUGGACGUUUUCCGACCCUCCAACCCUCUGGAGCUGGCUAAGAGCAUCGUGGGAGCCAAGGAGCUGGGCAAGAUGCUGGUAGACUGCUGCACUGACUCUGAUGGCUGUGCAGUGGACAGAGCCAGAGCCUGGUGUGAGAUGACUGACACCAUCUACCACAGACUGAGCCCUCAGCUUUCUCAGGAGGUGAUGCUGGAUGAAGUCAGCGAUUCCGUUCUGGUGGACAUGCUGUGGGAAACUCAGAUGUACUUGUACGAGAAGAGGGAUGUGCUGCAGUCCCUCGCCAAUGCACUGCUCUAAGACAACUAAAAAAAAAGAUGCAGACACUCAUGAGGUGAUGAGCUCACAACACAAUGAAACGACUGGAAUCACUGACAGAUGAGAGGCGUGUUCUUAGUGAAGGUCCUCACACUGUAAGUUUAGCUUCUGAUAAGCGGGCGUAGCAUCAAACCUCUGAAGAACAGCAAGCAAGUCCAACAACAGGUCGCACAUUGCAUUUUUGAUAGUUUUGUUUGUCGUUUUUAAUUUAACUCAUAUCAAGAUACCCUAGUAUUCCAUUUUCCUCUUGCAAUGUUGACACAAUAUGAUGCUACUUGCAUGAUGAUGAUGAGAGAGCGAAUGAAGUAGCUCUUUUUCCACUUGAUCUGCACAUGUGAUCAUUUACUAACCUCUUCACAACGAUUGUAGCACCAUUUUCCUCCAUUUAUUUAUAUUAUUAUUAUAUAUC